Messenger RNA from Diachasmimorpha longicaudata, 3939 nucleotides. RefSeq lists its product as uncharacterized. The transcript has 4 exons. The coding region runs from base 193 to 3468 and encodes 1091 amino acids. The record is from RefSeq and is a predicted model, not a curated record. Gene Ontology annotation, cellular component: cytoplasm. Gene Ontology annotation, biological process: organelle organization. NCBI's taxonomy places the organism in Eukaryota, Metazoa, Arthropoda, Insecta, Hymenoptera, Braconidae.
CCCACUCAGUGAUAUUAUGGUCCAAUCUUUCCGGGUGGGAGUACGGUAUAAAAGAACGUCAAACCAAACCCUUCAGUUGUUUAUAUACCAUGCACAACAGUAGUGUCAUAAGUCCAUCAGUCUAUAAUAAAUUACCCCCAAACCCUCUGAACACCGGUUAAACCCCCUGUCAGGUCUGAUAAUUCUCGAAAAAUGGUGCGUGUCAUACCAGUGCAUAAUUUCCUGUCUCAGAAUGUGGGUCAGAUCGAUGAGCCAACGGCAUCAUGCACAGCUAAUGUCCAGGGUCAGGAUAUGCUUUUACUGUCCCUAUCGUCUCACUGCGUCAAAGUUUACGGAUUAUCAUCAUCACAAUCAGAACUUCUGACAGUAUUUCCCACUGUUGAUUCAGUUCAUCAGUUACUUCACUCGGACAAGGGUAAUUAUGUAGCAACUCUAGAAUCAAAAAACUCGAGGGACGGAACAACGACAAAUAAUUUUGUACGUAUUUACGUUAAUUGGGAGCUGUCUGGUAAUCAGAAUCAAGCGAUGAGGGCUAGAAUAGCUGGAAGAGUCACGCCCAGUCUUAACCGCACCCUCAACAGUCUCGAAAUGAUAGAACUGCCCUUGAACUCCCAACCUACCCAAAUAGCCUGUUGCCAGACAACCGGUAAUCUUCUGGUGGUAAUGGAGAAUGAAGCUGUCAUUCACGAAUUAAAAGUCGAGACCCAACACCUCUCAAAACAGAAAUUCCUGGACUUCGAAGUCAGGCCCUGGUUCCUCCGAUUCACAUUCACACCUGAUCACGUAGAAAUUGCCGAGGAAUUUAUCACCAUCAUGAAUCCCACGAACUUCAUGAUGUUUAAACUAACGAAUCAGUUCAACGACGACAUGAUCAAUAACGUCGAGAGCGUCAACAAUACGAAGAACACUAAAAAGCGAAUGAAUCAAAAUGUUAAAAUCACAAGACAGGACUCGGAAAGUCCAGGCAGUGACAAGAAACAGAACAAGAAACGAAAUUCCCAAACGAAAUCAAUCAUCGAUUACACAAAAUCAGUCGUCAACGAGAGAACUUUCAUCGACUGGGAUCAGCUGGUUUCGAAGGAAGCUGAAGAGCUCCAACGACUGGAACUACUGAAGAUGAUCGAGCCGGGGACCAAGAAUUUCAAUAUAACUCUAGGCUCGAUAUCAUCAGAUAUAUCAGAAAACUCUCAAAGCUUCGAACCCCCUGUGGUACCAGCCCCCGAGAUUUCAGCAACGAUUACAACGAGAUCCAACGAGGACAGUUGGUCGGAGAACUACAGCAUCGAGCACCUGUUGAGGCUGAAAAUCCUUCCGACGUCUCCAGAGACUACGAAGGAUUUUGGUAAUGAGUAUUUUACGUGCUGCGGGAUGAAGCCAUCCUACUGGAGGUCCAAAACCCUCGUCACCAAGCAAAAGAGGUCUCUUUUACGUUCCCCUAAAUAUAAUGUAUUCAACGGAGUCACUUGUCUUGUGUGCACAGCCCAAGAGGGCUAUCUCUACCACUUUUCUCCAUCGAUCAAGGAAGAAAUCACUCUGAACUUGUCCUCAUACACUGUUUAUCCAUUCACUUCUCCAGUGAGUCAUGUAGCCCUGGAAAACACUGCUCUGCACGCUCUCACCGAAGCUGGACUGGAGUCUUACACACUACGUCUGCCUCAAGUGCAGACUAAGGGUGGCAUAGACUGUAAAGAUCAUAGUGAGCCUGACACAAUUUCCCUGAUUGGAUUGAGACCGUUUCUGGGGGUCAAGAAGCUUCUUCAGGCAGCCAGAUGUCUGGUACUCCUUGCCGCCGACCAAGAAUCCUGGACUUACUAUUCCCUAGCCCUUCCCAAUCCUGAAGACGUCUACUACGAUAUCUUGAGUGCAGCCAACAACCACAAAGGAUCGAGUCCUUGCACUUACAAACAUCUCCUGGGCGAAGCCUACACUGUUCUUAAACUGGCUAAGGACAUGGUUUACUACACUUCUGACGUUGAGUACUCUAGCAACAUCAACGACACCUCGAAGUCUCAUCUGGAUAAUCUGUACAGGCAGUCUUGUGGCCUGCUUGCUGAUUACUACGUCUCUUCGUCUUCACCUUACGACUGGAAUUCCUGCAUUCGUUAUUACAAACUCGCUGGCCUGAGUGCACCUGAUGUACUGGGAAGAAAAGAUGUGGGUAAAGCCCCUGGAGUAGUUGUUUAUCUGUCCGAUGUGUUGCUGACUUUACAUUCAGGCCCUGACGCUGAUGCUCUAUUUCAAGAGCACAACAUCGUGGAGAUUCUGGGAAGUGCGGAGAAGGAGGACCUUCUCAAACUCAUUCUUGCGAGUCCUGUGUUGAGGGAAUAUGCAACUGAUAAGUUGAUCCAUGUCUUGAGUAGUUGGGAAGCCACUGAUGCUAGCCAGUUUGCUCUGGUGUUAUUGUAUACUCAGGCGGAGAGACAGCAGUUCGCGGAGAAGGCUCUUGAGAGUAUUUCUGAUCGGUAUAUCACAGAAGCCACCCUCACCAACUGGUCCUGGUUGUUCGAUGUGACGAGUGUGAAGAAAGGAAACGUUAUCCCCACGUUCUCUGAUUACGCUGGGAUUUUAAUUAGACAGAGGACGAGGAUCUUUGCUCAUGUUGUUGCCAAGCUCGUCCGAAAGGAGGCAUUGACUCUGAAUCAGAUGAUUCAGAUUUUCCUGGCAUAUCUGCCUUCGAGGAUUGGGAGAGAUGGAAGACUCGCUGCUGGAGCCCUGCAGCUGUCUCUGGAAACUUAUUUCAAGAGGAUUUAUGGGGACGAUGAGAAGGGGAGGGAGGGAACUGGAGAGAGCGAUGUCGCGGUUUUGGAGGGCUUCACGAUUCUGGUGAGGUCGUACUUAGGGGAACUAGCGCAGGGACAGGGGAAGAGCGAAGAUAGGGAGGGGAAGGAUGUCUUGUUUGGGAGCCUCAGGCCAGAGUUCCUGGACCAUCCUAUGCUCUAUAAGAAUGAUGGGGUUAAGGGGGAGGUGAGGCUGGAGGUUAUUAAGUUACAGGCGUUGCUGGCCAGCGGACAUCUCAGUAAUGAGUGUUAUGAGGAGGUCAAGAGGUUCUUGGAGACGCAGAGCAUCGAGGGGGGAUUGUCUUUUAAGAUGUUGUGUGUCAGGGAUGCGGAGAAAGGGGUGGAAUUGCUGGCAGAUAGGUGUCCACAGGUGCUGCUGAUGUAUGCCAAAGAUAAAUAUACCAAAGAGUCGGAAUGGAAAUAUUUCGUGCACUUCUUGCUGCAAAAACUCAAUGAGUACGAGGGGAGCCCUCAAGCCUUUAAAAUUUACGACGAAUUAUUGAAAGAUACAGCGAUUUAUGUAGCACAAACCAUGUCAAUGAGGGGUCUACAGCGUGUAUUACCCAACGACAGCAGUAUUCCUUCGUUACAACAAUACAUAGAUAUCAGUAGUCAAGUUGUGCACGCUGAUUACAUUAAAACAAUGAUAAUGGGUACUGGUCAACAUUUACUAACUAAUAUCAAUUUUUAGAUUCUCACUGUGAUGAUUUAUAAAACUAAUGUGAUUUUUUCUCAAAAGAACAAAUGUUAUUAUCUUAGAGAAGUUUUAAAAGUUUAUGUAAAUGUAUUGAGACAUUAAAUAAUGAAUGAUAAAGAGAUUUAUUCGUGGCAGUCAAUUCGUUAAUCGAAGAAUCUGUAAAUUAUCUGUUAUCCUUAUUUAUAAUUAAAAAAAUGUUUGAAUUUCAUUAUAAUUCUUUAAUAUAAAAUAUCUUUCAUUAACAUUAUCGCAAAAAUGGACGGAAAUUAUUCCUCACAAGUCCUCAAAACUCGUCUUCUCAUUUGUACACUCAGGAUACAAAAAAAAUUGUAUAAAAAUCUUCAGAGCUCGUUUUUGUUCAAAGUUAUGAACAUGAUAUUUACAACAUUAGUUGGAAAAUAGUCAGGAAGUACAAUUUUUAUUUCUUAAAUUAAAUCGUCGAAUUCCUUUGGUACUCAAAAAAAA